AUGUCAAAAGAUCAUUCAGACACUAUUUCUACGUCGCGUGAAAAAUGCAUCGACGGCACUUGCAGAAAUGUGACCAUCACGAGAUGCAUACCAAAUUUCGACGAGAACCUGACCGCGUUGACAACCUUUUCGGCCAUCAGAAUUAUUGGUGGUUUUCUCAUUCCGUUUGUUGUGUUAAUUGUCGCCAAUUCAUUAUUGAUAACCAUCGUGCUCCAGCUCAAGUCAGAGGUAUCGGCCCAAUCUGUUGUCGCCAAACGAAAAGCAAUAUUGGUCUGCCUUUUGAUAGUUGCUGUUUUCUUCGUCACGUGGUGCCCAAACCAAGUAACAUACACGCUAAUAACAAUUCCUGUGAUCUACAACUUCAUCGUUCCAGAAGAAAACAUGAUCGGCCUGCCUUCCAUCAUCCCCUUCAUGCACAUCAUAUCGACCUGCUUCCUAAUCUUCGGCUCCUGCAUUAACCCCUUUCUCUACGCCCUCUACGGCCGGAAGAUCAAACGCGCAGUGAUAGUCGUCUUGGCCAAAAUCGGCUUCAGGUCGAGAAUACAAAGAGACGUCAAAGUUCUUGUUCUUCAAAAAGAAGAAGCGAUUUCCAAAGGAAACUCGAAUUUUGCCCUGGUCAAAAGUCAAUCAUCAGCUUCUGUAUAA
Messenger RNA from Oikopleura dioica, 645 nucleotides. Lineage: Eukaryota; Metazoa; Chordata; Appendicularia; Copelata; Oikopleuridae. The record is from the annotation of a GenBank genome assembly.